CGCGACGGGCGGCAUUAAUUCGCGCGAUGCAAAAAAUUUCACGCCGCCGUCCGCGUUACGUAAAAAUAGUAGGAGUCGCGCGCGUAUCGACGGCGGCGGUUCGGGCACGCGACAUUCGCCGACUCCGCGGCACAGUCGGCAUCUCAUCGGCCUGUAGAGACAUUAUUACGACAAUCAUUUUAUAAUAAAUAAAUAAUAAUAAUCGUCGUCGUAGUGCGUUUUAAAGUGAUAAAAUAAUAUUACAAUAUAUACUAUUAUUAUUGUUAUUAUUAUUAUUAUUAUUAUUAUAAAGACCGAUUUUAACAACUAUUGUGCGCGAAUCGGAUGCCGGAAUAAUUCGAAAGAAACGAGAGACAAUCGCGCUGCAGUCGCCUCUUUAAUAUCCGGAAAGGAAUAUAUUUUUUUUCAUUUCCAUAAUAAAUUUUGUGCGUACAGUUUCCGACCGCGGUCGGCGUUUGAAUCGUAUUUAAUAUAAUACCUACGUGUGUUUUUUUGCCCGUCGAGUUUUCCUAAAGAUACGGUUCGUCUUUUUCCGCCCGCCUCGUCCCUAUAUCCGUUUUUUUUUUUUUUAUUAACAGUGCGUCUAUCAUAAUACGUAUCCAUCGUAUAAUACAUAACCGCAGCCUCAGCCGUCGCCGAUGAGACCUGGUGGUGCCAAGGUAUCCUCCACAGGUGGGCACCCCACGGGACUUAUAGGGUCAUGAAAAAUUCCUUCAAGACGUUAUGGAACACCUGGCAAUGGGGAUGUGGCCGAACUAUCAUGUCCGCCGUGGCUGCCCAUGUCAAUUCAAUUUCCGUGGGCAUGUGUCAGGGGUUCUCGGCGGUGCUCCUUCCGCAACUCCUCGACUCCAAGAGUACCAUUUUGGUGAACAACGUGGAAGCGUCGUGGAUAGCCAGUUUGGGGGUUAUAUCAAAUCCUCUAGGAGCGUUGAUGUCAGGAGUUUUCAUGCAGAUCUUAGGAAGAAAAACCACAGUUCAAUUGACGUCUAUACCAUUUUUAAUUGGUUGGAUAAUAAUUGGAUUGUCUACAGACAUAACGUUAUUAUGUCUGGGUCGAUUCAUAUCAGGAGUGGCUAUCGGUAUGUCGUCAGCAUGUUACGUUUACGUAGCCGAAGUGAGCUUGGCUAAACAUCGAGGGGUUCUGUCGUCGUUUGGGCCGAUUUUCGUGUCGAUCGGGGUUCUCAUCGUCUAUUCCCUGGGUUCGAUCAUGCCUUGGCAGGUGGUCAGCAUCCCGUGCGCCCUGACGUCACUCCUGAGCUUCCUGUCGGUGAAUCUGACGCCGGAGUCACCAUCGUGGCUCGCGUCCAAGGGCCGCGUGGCGGACGCCGGCAAGUCACUGAUGUGGCUGCGCCGGAAACCGUCGCUGGCCGACAAGGAACUGGCUGAGAUCCUAAACAACCUGGGCGACGGCAAUGGGUCCACCGCGCCCAUGCUCCGAGACUUCACGGCGCCCGCCGUCUGGAAACCGUUCCUAAUACUGGUGUGCUUCUUCGUGCUGCAGGAGGCCAGUGGCAUAUACAUAAUACUGUACUACGCGGUCAACUUUUUCCAAGUGGCCGGCUCAACGGUGGACAGCAAUGUAGCGUCGAUAGCGGUCGCGGUGCUCCGGCUGGUCAUGAGCGUCACCGGGUCCGUGUGCAUACAGCACGUGAACCGCCGGACGAUGGCCAUGGCGUCGGCCGUCCUGAUGGCCGUGUCGAUGGCCGCGUGCGGCGCCUACGAGUCGGCGUACGGGCCGCUGUCGGUCGAUGCCAGGCCGUACGGGUGGGUGCCGCUGGCGUGCAUCCUGUUCAACGUCAGCGUCAGCAUGCUGGGCAUGGUGCCGUUGCCGUGGAUGAUGAUCGGCGAGCUGUUCCCGCUCAAAGUCCGCGGCAUAAUGGGCGGCCUGGUUCCGUCGCUGGGCUACUUCUUCAUAUUCGUCACGGUUAAAAUGUCACCAGGCUUGAUGACGGCGCUGACCAACGAUCAGAUCAUGUGGCUGUUCUCGGCCGCUGCCGCGGUUGCCGCGUGCUUCGUGGCCGUGUUCCUACCGGAAACCCGGGGCAAGACGCUGGUCCAGAUCGAGAAACUAUUCAGCAGCGGCGAGCAUGAAGCGACCAAGGGCACUGAAUACCUGGAAAAAAAGUUCAAGCCUAACGAUUCUUCCGCGGUGUACACCAUCAGUUCGUUAGUGGACGUAUGUCACAAAUAACCACCGUGACACCACACGUUACCAGGUUACCUAAAACUGCAGCGGCGUGUCGUAAAAAAACUACACUUGCCUUCGAAUCAAAAUAAUUUUACCUAUACCACGUGGUAGUCGUUCACGUCGACUAUUUUGACUGAAGGGCGCAGCUGGACAGGUAACUUACGGUGAUGCGCGACGUACGAAUUGCCUAUAGGUACCUACUGUAGGUACUACCUGUGACUCACAGCCUAUUUCGGUUUUUCGUUUCUUUUCGAGUGUCGUGUUCGCACAUGUCGUUAUCAGAAAUGAAAUUCGUCCGCCAAUGAGCGUAGACUUAACACACCAAAGUCAAUUGGAUUUUUUGUACUUUGGCUAAUUAGCCGGUAUCAGUGGUAUCUAAUUCAUAUUGGGUAACCAGUUACGCACUACCUAACGUGACACGAUUCAAAAUAAGAAAAUGGUCGUUUUAAAGAUCACAUAUUAUCAGUUAGCUGAUCACACACAAUAAUCACACACACAGACACACACACACACACACACACACACACACAACAAACACACACAUACACUCACAAAGAUAUUGAAACACCUAUUUUUAUUAUUUAUUUUUUGUUUAUCGACAUCAAAAUAUUGUAAGAAGACAUAUAGAUAUCGAGUGUAAUUUCUCCUAUUAUCUAUAUAUUUUUGUAUUUUAUGUGGCGUUAAUGGACUUAAUAAAAACUAGUAAUAUAAAUAUAUAUUAUAUUAUAUUGUGUUACCUAUAAUACCUUUAAUACGGCUAUUAUACACGUCAUCGUGCAUAAUAGCGUCAUAGCGAUAUGUGAUUGAAAUCAAAUAACAAUUUAUGUUAUUUUAUACCUGUAUAGUUAAGUAUUUAUCAAUUUAUUUAUUCUAUAAUAAUAUUGCCUAAAUUGUAAAUAAAACAAACUUGUGAUAUUAUUUUAUUGUUAGGCAAAUUGUGUAAAAUCAAUUAGUGUUAUAUCAUGUACAUUUUUUAUAAAAUAAUUUAUUACCUGUAUUGUAUAUUGAUAAAAAUACAGUAUAAAUACUAAAUCCUUA
Molecule: messenger RNA, 3226 nt
Organism: Acyrthosiphon pisum (pea aphid)
Lineage: Eukaryota; Metazoa; Arthropoda; Insecta; Hemiptera; Aphididae
Product: facilitated trehalose transporter Tret1
Exons: 4
Coding region: 701-2191 (496 amino acids)
Biological process (GO): transmembrane transport
Cellular component (GO): membrane
Molecular function (GO): transmembrane transporter activity
Source: RefSeq, a predicted model, not a curated record